Molecule: messenger RNA, 8136 nt
Organism: Bufo gargarizans (Asiatic toad)
Lineage: Eukaryota; Metazoa; Chordata; Amphibia; Anura; Bufonidae
Product: highly reducing polyketide synthase PKS6-like
Biological process (GO): fatty acid biosynthetic process; DNA integration
Molecular function (GO): fatty acid synthase activity; 3-oxoacyl-[acyl-carrier-protein] synthase activity; nucleic acid binding
Source: RefSeq, a predicted model, not a curated record
AUGGAUCUCGUAGGGUCGGUAAUAAAAUCUGCUAGGGGACAUCAAUAUAUUUUAGUUGUGGUUGACUAUGCCACUCGUUAUCCGGAAGCUGUCUCCCUAAGAAACACUGCCUCAAAAACCAUUGCCAGAGAGCUAUUUUUUAUGUUCUCUAGGACCAGAUUCCCCAAGGAGAUCCUUUCCGAUCAAGGAACUCCCUUUAUGUCUAUGGUUAUGAAGGAUAUGUACAGGCUAUUCAAAAUUACACAAUUACUUACUUCGGUGUAUCGCCCACAGACUGAUGGCUUAGUCGAAAGAUUUAAUAAGACUCUAAAACAGAUGUUGAAGAAAGCGGUAGAGAAGGAUGGUAGAGAUUGGGAUUGCCUACUACCCUACCUCAUGUUCGCAAUCCGGGAAGUACCCCAAGCCUCCACAGGGUUUUCCCCAUUUGAGUUAGUUUAUGGCCGACAUCCCCGGGGACUUCUUGACAUAGCCAAAGAAACAUGGGAAACCGAGACUACCCCUUUCAAAAGUGUUAUUGAGCAUAUAACCCAUAUGCAAGAGCAUAUUGAGACAGUAAUGCCCUUAGUGAAAGAGCAUUUGCAGAAGGCCCAAGCCUCCCAAAGUAGGGUGUAUAAUCGCUCUGCAAGGAUUAGGAGUUUCAACCCUGGGGAUAGGGUCUUGGUAUUAGUUCCCACAGUGGAAAGUAGGUUUCUCGCCAAAUGGCAAGGUCCCUAUGAAGUAGUAGAAAAAAUAAGUGACGUUAACUAUAAGAUGCAUCAGUCGGGGAAAAGAAAGCCUUUCCAGGUGUAUCAUAUUAACCUUCUUAAACCCCGGAAGGAUAGGAAAUCCCUAUUGGCAAAAGUUCCCAAAAAAAUAGAGAAGGAAUCCCACCCCAUUCCUCCUGUGAAAAUAGGUGAGACCCUGGCGGGGAAACAACAACAAGAGGCAAAAGAGUUUUUGCAACACAAUAGGGAGAAAUUUUCUGAUCUACCAGGACGAACCCAUCUGAUUAGCCAUCAGAUUAUCACUAAACCCAGUAAGAUCGUAAACUUAAAACCUUACCGUAUCCCGGAAGCCCGUAGGAAGGCUGUGUCAGAGGAGGUAAAGAGAAUGUUGGAGUUGGGAGUGAUAGAAGAAUCUAGGAGUGCGUGGGCCAGUCCUAUUGUCUUAAUCCCAAAACCCAAUGAGACCUGGAGGUUUUGUAAUGACUUCAGGAAACUUAAUGAAAUUUCAAAAAUCGAUGCAUACCCCAUGCCUAGGGUGGAUGAACUAAUUGAAAAUCUAGGGAGGGCUAGAUUCAUUACAACCUUAGACCUUACCAAAGGUUAUUGGCAGAUCCCAUUAACACCAGAGGCGAAAGAGAAAACAGCAUUCCUAACCCCAGAGGGUUUAUUCCAGUAUGUGGCAAUGCCGUUUGGGUUACACGGGGUUCCAGUUACUUUCCAGAGAUUGAUGGAUAGAAUCCUGCGACCACAUCGAGGAUACGCGGCGGCAUAUCUGGACGAUGUGGUCAUUUAUAGCGCAGAUUGUCAGAGUCACUUAAAAAAGGUGCAAAAAGUUCUGGACUCUAUAAGUGACGCAGGGCUAACCAUCAACCCCGAGAAAUGUGCCUUAGGAUUAGAGGAAGCCAGGUACCUGGGAUACAUUAUUGGUUGGGGAUUGAUUAAGCCCGAAUUGAAUAAGGUGGAUGCCAUUCAAAAAUGGCCCCAACCUCUGACAAAGAAACAGGUCAGGGCAUUCUUAGGCAUCGACGGGUACUACCGGAGGAUUGUCAGAAUGGAAGAAGAUCAAAUAGCCAUAGUUGGCAUAGGAUGCAAAUUUCCUGGAGGUGAAGGCAUAGAAAAUUUCUGGAAAGUUAUUUUUGACGGAAGAAAUUGUACAACGGAAAUACCAGAAGAAAGAUUUGACCUGAAAAAAUGGUACGAUUCUGAUCAUACCAAACCAGGCAAAAUGUACACCAGUCGGGCCGCAUUUGUAGAUGGGAUUAAUGAAUUUGAUAUUAAAGUAUUUGGAAUGAAUAAUUCGGAAACUGCCAAUAUGGAUCCACAACACAAAUUACUGCUUGAAUGCACAUAUAGAGCUCUGGAAGAUGCAGGCUAUCCCUCUGAAAAUGUUCGUGGAAGGAAAAUUGGAGUGUUCAUAGGUCUCAUGAACAGAGAUGCCGACUAUAUUUAUAAUAAUUCUCCAGAAAACAUCAAUCAUUUUAAUGGCACUGGGACAGCAACAAGCAUAGCUGCCAACAGGAUAUCCUACUGCUUUAAUCUGACGGGACCUUCCCUAUCAAUUGACACUGCCUGCUCUUCAUCCUUGGUUGCUUUACACUAUGCUUGUCACGCUAUCAGGCAAGGUGAUUGUGAGAUGGCGAUAUGUGGUGGUGUCAGCUGUAUCAUCGAACCUCGCAUCUUCGUUUCCCUUUGUAAGGCAAAGAUGCUAUCCGCUGAUGGAACCAGUAAACCUUUCUCUAAUAGAGCAGAUGGAUACGGAAGAGGAGAAGGAUGCGGCAUUGUUCUACUAAAACCUUUCAAAAAGGCUAAAGAAGAAUACUGUAAAGUCUGGGGACUUAUAAGUGCAAGUGCAAUAAACCAAGAUGGACACUCAGUAUCACCCAUCACAAGGCCAUCUCAAGAUCAGCAGGAAUAUGUAUUGCAACACAUCUAUAGCAAGAUAGAUCCAUGUUCUGUGCAACACAUUGAGGCUCAUGGUACUGGAACAAGAAUUGGUGACCCAACAGAAGCUGCCAGCUUAGGAAAUAUCAUUGGGAAAAAAAGGAAUGGAAUGAAGCCCCUAAAGAUUGGAUCCGUUAAAGGAAACAUAGGUCACACUGAAUCUGCUGCUGGAGUUGCUGGCUUAAUAAAGGUUCUUCUCAUGAUGCAUUAUGAAAUAAUCCCUCCAUCUCUACAUUAUUCUAAAGAAAAUGGCAUCAAAAUGAUUGGUGAAUCAAAACUAGAAAUUCCAACCAGAACUAAAAAGUGGCAGGAGGACAUCAAAUUUGGAAGAAUGGCAGGAAUAAAUUGUUUUGGGUUUGGAGGAACUAAUGUUCAUGUUGUUAUCAAACAAAAUAAGCAAGAAUAUCCCAAAUAUCACUCAAAACGAUCAGUUGACAUAUUUAUAUUAUCUGCAGCCUCAAGCAAAUCCCUUCAACUGUGUAUCGAAGACACAAAAAUAGCAUUAGGCAGCACAACAUCCUUAACUCUGGAGAACCUGGUCUACACAGCAGCUUGCAGGAGAAGUCAUUUAAAUUACAACAACAGAAUAGGAUUUAUGGCCUCUUCAUUAACUCAUUUGCAUCAACAGUUACAAACUGUGAGCAAAUACCCCCUUAUAGCUACAUCCAGCCCUCAUAUUGUGUUUGUAUUCUGUGGUAAUGGAGUCCUUUAUAAAGGGAUGUGUAAGAUGUUACUUGAACAUGAGCCAGUGUUCAGGACAACAUGUAUGGCAGUUGAUAAGUUGAUUCAGUCUUACACCUCCAUUUCUGUUUUGCAGUUGUUACAGGAAGAGUUUGAUGAUUUCUCAAGACCAGAUGUGGCACAGUUGUUGCUCUUUACAAUUCAGGUGUCAUUAGUAGCUCUCCUAAAACACUGGGGGGUAAGGCCAAACUGCACUGUGGGCCAUUCAGUUGGAGAAGUUGCGGCAGCACAUUGUUCUGGACUUAUUUCACUUGAAGAUGCUGUAAAAAUUAUAUAUUAUAGGAGCACACUGCAAUGCAAAGCUGUUGGGGGACUUAUGUUGGUAGUUGGAAAUAUACUCGUGAUGGAAAUAUCAAAAAUAAUUCAGUUAUACAAGGGAAAAGUAUGUAUUGCUGCUUAUAACAGUCCUACUUCAUGCACAUUGUCAGGUGACACUUUUUCAAUAAAACAUCUGCAAGGGGAACUGACCAAGAAAUACAAUGAAAAUAAUAUAUUUCUGCAUAUACUUGAUGUCCCUGCUGCAUACCACAGCCACAUGAUGGAUCCUAUAUUGAAUGAGAUAAAAGAGAUGUUGAAAGAUUUACAGGGAAAAGAUAUUCAUGUUGAUAUUAUAUCAACAGUGACCGGAAAGCCUGCAUCCAAAGGAGAUUUCACCACUGGUGAUUACUGGGCUAAAAAUAUUCGUGAAUCAGUUGCCUUUCAACAAGCUAUAGAAGCUUCAGCAAGAGAUAAAGAAAACACUCUUUUUAUUGAAAUAGGCCCUCGGAGAGCACUACAAAGGAACAUAAUUGAAACGUUAGGCCCCAACACAACAGUAUUACCUGCUUUACAGCCCAAUAAAGAGUAUGAGACCAUCUUUUCCAUGCUGAUUGCACUUUUUACACAAGGAUACAAUCCUGAGUGGUGUAAUGUUUUUGACGCAUAUAAAUCAUCUCCAUCUAUAAUUCCAAGAUAUCAAUUUGAUCACAUCAAACAAGAUAUCAGAUAUGAAAAAAUUAGACAGGGGAAUCAAACAGCAUCCAGUCCUAACCACCCAUUAAUUCGUAGCUUGAGUGAGGAUUUCACCGACUUCCAAUGUACAGUAUCUAAAACCAGUACACCCUAUGUCUAUGAACAUACAAACUGGGGUUCUGCCCUCAUUCCAGGUGCAUUCUAUGUAGAACUUGGAUUAGCAGCUGCAUCUAUGAGCUUCAAACCUAAACCCCCUUUAAGUUCUUUAGAAAUCAGUGUAACAUUUUCCAACCCUUGUGUUCUUCACCAAGACUCUGUUGACCUGAAAAUCAAGCUACACCAAGAAGGCAAAGUAACUCAUUUUGAAGUUCUAACAUCACACAUUUUUGCAAGUGGGCAACUCCUAAAGCAUAACUCUAUAGCAAACACAGUAAAAAGGAUCUCAGUUGAACAGAUAUUUAGUAGAUGUACCUCUAUUUUCAAAACUGAAAGGAUUUAUGAGCAGCUCUCUACACUUGGAUUUGAAUACGGGAAAAGUUACAAGCAUCUGGGUGAUGUUCAUUAUGGAAAUGAUCUCAAAGAAGGGAUUGCCAGACUGAAAGUGAGUGAAGAAGUCAGAGAAGCAAUGUAUGAGUACCACAUCCAUCCAGUCAUUUUAGACUGCUUUCUUCAAAUGGGAGUUUGUGUGGGAUCGAGAACAAAAGAAUCAGUGAUCUUCCCAUCAUCCAUUGGAAGUUUAACGAUUCUACAGCCUCUUCAAGAAGAAAUGAUCAUCUACAUGAAAACAAUAAAAACAACAGAGAAGUACAUUGAGUUUUGUGGAUGUUUUGCAGACAACACUGGUUCAAUUUUAGUAGAAAUAAAAAGUGCUAAGUUGUCAUUUCUAAAACAAACAGAGAACAAACAAGUGAAAACUUUUUACCAAGUUAAAUGGACACAAUGUUCACAACCCAGUCAUAUUCCAGAAAAUGAGCCAAAAAUGUUAAUUUUUUCUGACACUAUUGGAAUAGGUGAAAAAGUAUCAAAGUAUAUGCCAAAUGAACCUAACUAUAUUAUGUUCAACAGCUGGGAUUCAGAUUUUCAGGCACAAAAGCUUCUCAAUAGUGACUGCACUGAUGUUGUGUUUAUGUGGGGAAUCCAAAGGUUAUCUGACGAUAUUUCAAGUAACCUUACACAAUAUCUAGCAAAAUGCUGUGACAUCUAUAGACAGCUGAUUUUAGCAGUGAGAAAAAAGUCCUCUAUGCCUUCUAUCCGUACAGUGACAUUCAGAACAGUAGACAGCACGGUGGAUAAUAUUAACCCUGGAUUUGCAUUUGUUGGAAUGACAAGAGCUUGUCUCUUUGAAAUGCCUGACAUAACAUUUCAGCUGAUUGACAUUAGCUCCACAAGUCCCCAAGAUGUUAAGGCACUAGCCCAGGUUCUUCAUAAUUAUAAUCCAGAGGACCAUCCAGAGAUCUGGAUUAAUGAAGGCUCUGUUUAUGACAAUGAAAUAAUUUUCACUGAGACUGAAAAGAGAACACGAAAGAUAGAUUCUUUAGAGAAAACUGAUAAUUUCACCCUUUACACUUCAGAGCCUUAUACGGUAACUAACAUUUCUGCUGAACAGUCUAAUCGCAAAUUAUCUGACCUUAAAAGCAAAGACUUGGAGAUUUGUGUUGAUAAAAUUUGCAUCCACACAGAUGAUUAUUUUCCUAUUAGCCUUUCAAGUUGGAAAUAUGGGAAUGCUUUGUACUGGAACUCUUUGACUAGUGAUAAGCAUGAGCUUGUUGCUCUGGAUUUUGCUGGUAUUGUGACUGCCGUUGGCAAAUGUGUUAAAAAAAUUCAAGUUGGUGAUCGAGUUGCCGCAUGCUAUCCAAUAACAGCAACCUCUAAAGUCACUCUUUCAGAAAAUGUUUGCUACUUAGUCAAAAAAGCUCCAGUGAUAAAAAGUGCUCCUUGCAUCUCAUUCUUUGUCUUAGCCUGGGAAAUUUUGCACAAUCAACUACCACGUGCAAAGAAUAAGUCUAAACUCGCUAUUUUAACAUCUGAUGUAAACUCAGUCUUAUGCAGAGUUUUGUCCAAGACAGCAAAACAGAGUGGAUGGGAAACUGUAAUAUCUGUUGGAAGUAGGGAGGUUGAUAAGCAGUGCACUUCAAUGGUUAUUCUUCCGACAGUAGGAGAUGUCUCUAGAGAGGUUCUUAAUGCACUACCACUCCUCAAAGAUGUGGUUUCUAUAACUGAUCAUAAGAAUUUUAAGAACUGGCAAAAUAUAAUUCUUAGCAGUCAAGAUUUUUAUGUCCACUUGCUUGAUAUUUCUGCCAUUUUCCGGAAGGCAUAUUUACAAAAGCAUGCAAAAAAUCUGCAUAAGUGGCUUUAUUCCAUUACUUCAUUAAACACCAUUAUCAUUCCAAAACAUUUGAUCCAACUAUCAAGGAAAGAAUCUGGCUGUUUUAGUGGAGAAACCAGCUACUUUACCACCCAGUCCUUACCUAUAAUUGAGCUAGACAAUAGUACUGUCUCAUUGAUACCAAUAUCAGCACCCAAUCCAAUGCUCUUCAAAUAUAAAGCUGUUUACAUUGUCACGGGUGGUCUGACUGGUCUUGGAUUUGAAACUGUGAAAUUUAUUGGGAAUAAUGGUGGGGGCCACAUAGUGAUCCUGUCCAGAAGAAAACCACCCUCUGAAACAGAACAGCAGUUAGCAGAAAUUCAGAAUCAAACAGAAAGUACCAAGAUAAUCAAUAUACAAUGUGACAUUUCCCAUUACUCAGAAGUAAAAAAAGCCAUUGAUUUCAUAAAAUUAAUAUUUCCAAAUGUCCCAGUGAGAGGCAUCUUUCACAGUGCUGUUGUUUAUAAUGAUAGGAUUUUGCAGAAUCUAAACUUGUCCCUGUUUGAGAAAGUUCUUAGCCCCAAAGUCAAUGGAGUUGUGAAUCUUCACCUUGCCACAUUAAACAUGAAACUUGACUAUUUUGUUUGCUAUUCGUCUACUGCUUCAUUUGUUGGAAAUGCAGGUCAAGCAAAUUAUGCUGCUGCCAACUCCUUCCUAGAUAUCUUCUGCCAAUAUAGAAGGAAUAUGGGCCUUUGUGGACAAUCGAUCAGUUGGGGUGGCCUCAAUCUUGGAGUACUUACCAAUCAGCUUCAUGUGCAUAAAAUCUUAGAAGCAAAGGGAGCACUUCUUUUUAGCAUUGUGGAAAUUCAUGAGCAUCUGAAGACAUGUCUUCAACUAAAUAAUUCAAGUCAAGCAAUAGCCAAAUUUAACUUUAAAACCAUGUAUGAAAACCAGAUGUCUCAAAUUCCAGCAGUAAAAAAACGAUUCUACAGUGUGAUAAUAGGAGACAUGAGUAGUUGGGAGCAAACAUCAAAAGAAAACCAUUCUUCCAAUAGUAACAAUGAAACAUGUGAAGAUUAUAUUUUGUUAGUAAUUACUGAACUCACAGGAGUCAGCCCAAGUGACAUCACUAUGAGUACUCUUCUCAGUUCUCUAGGGAUUGACUCGAUGUCAGCUAUGACAUUACAGAGUCGAAUCCUCAAAGAGAAGAACAUGAGGAUACCCCUGCUAAAACUACUUGAUCCCAAAACAGCAGUCUCAACGUUGGUAUCCCUGGUUAAAGAAACUUUAGAUAAAAAAGAGAUUGGAAGCGAGAUAAUAGAGGAAACUAUUCUGUGAUAUGGGAAAAUUCAUCAACAAUGAACCCUAUGAAUUCAAGGACUGUUCGUUAUGGCAUUUUGUGUACUUUUUUCAACAGAUGGCAAUGCAUAGUGUUUUUGUUAUCAUGCAAAAUUUAUUUUUUAUUCUGAUAAUUUCUUUAAUUAUAGUAGAGUU